This is a messenger RNA of Centropristis striata (black sea bass), 944 nucleotides long. Its product is annotated as transmembrane and death domain protein 1-like. The coding region runs from base 52 to 774 and encodes 240 amino acids. Gene Ontology annotation, molecular function: protein binding. The transcript has 5 exons. The record is from RefSeq and is a predicted model, not a curated record. NCBI's taxonomy places the organism in Eukaryota, Metazoa, Chordata, Actinopteri, Perciformes, Serranidae. Gene Ontology annotation, biological process: signal transduction.
UAUUAUCACAUUGUUAGCUGCACAUUUUCACUCUCUACUACUUCAGCUGCCAUGGAAGUCUGGAAAUUGUAUCCCUGCUUCAUCUUUCUCUUCCUGAGUUCAACACUGGGAGAGGACACAGUGGCAGAAGACAUCGGUGUCCAUCAGCUGGAGCGUUUAGUGGACUUGCUGACGUCUACGGAGUGUGAGGACCUUUUGUUCGCCCUCUCUCACCCAGAGGAAAACAUCUUCCAGCACCUCGAGCGCCUCUCACCAGAAAGAAAUAAACUAGAUCUUAAGCCUCGAGCCAAGAGAGACACCUCUUCUGCUGCAGAUAGUGAGGCGCAGUGCCGGACAGCCCUGACAGACUGGCUGCUGAGGUACGGUGAGCAGACAUACUACGACAGGCUUUCACGUGCCUUGCAGCACAUCGGCAGGACAGACAUUGCCAUCGAAGUGGGGAAGAACAUCAACCAGGACAAAGCGUUGAGUCUGAAACGCUACGUUGAAGACUAUCACAAAUAUGUCAAGUCUUUAAACUUCCCACAGGUACAAUCAGACUCAAAGGGACAACAGCAUGAAAAACAGAGGGUCAGGAAGAGAAGAGUAAGGGAUCUGACAUGGUCUGACCUGGACCUGAUCGUGGUGCGGUCUCCUGUUCCUCCAUACCAGAGGGGGCCUCUGGAUGUAGCUCUGCCGCUUUUGUAUGGCAUCCUGCUGGGCUUCGGAGGAACCUUGCUGGCAGGCGUCUCUAUACUUCUUAUCAUCAUACACAUCUCUCGUAGAAACCAGUAGAGUUGCCACCCUGGAGUCACCAGCAUGGAGAUGUAACGUUGGAAGAGUCACCUUCUGCAAAACAGGCAACUUGGGGGUUAAAACUGUCUAAAGAAGAAUUAAAAAUCAAGUUUGGAUCACGUUUAAUAUUUAGAAUGUACAACUGGUAUCCAUAUAUAAAUAAAGACAAA